This is a messenger RNA of Peronospora farinosa, 1227 nucleotides long. NCBI's taxonomy places the organism in Eukaryota, Oomycota, Peronosporomycetes, Peronosporales, Peronosporaceae. The record is from the annotation of a GenBank genome assembly.
AUGGAGAACUCGAGUCUCAAUUCAACUAGACCUGAAGUUGAUGCUAGUAACGUAUCACACCAAGAAGCACGAAACAACCGUGAGAGAAGCAACAGCUUUGUCGGUAGCCGAUCCGUCGACUCUGAUGUGGCUGCCAGCAUGCUCGACAGCACAGCAGACGGCCACUUGCAUCAGAGACUGUCGAACAAUGGGUAUAGGUAUGCACCAAGGACGCCGACAACUCGAGCUUUUGAAGUGGAACAGGAAGCAAGGGAACUUGCUCGAGUGAAUACUGAGUUGGCAAAACAAGUUCCAAGCUUACGGCGGUAUGCAGUUACAGAUGUGGCCGCCUAUGUCUUUGGAGGACGCAAGUGGCUCGCAACGCUGUGCGUUUCAACUCUAUUGUGCAUCGUCUCGUCGUGUAUUUUUCUUGUCGUGAUCGAAAGAUUUCCAGUACUGGCAUCCACAGACUUUUACGAGUCACGGGUGUUUUACACCGUCUCGACAGGUUAUGUUGCCGCAAUAUGUGCAUGUAUCUCCCCGGACUGGCAGUACGCGGUCAUUAUCUUUCUCCAGAACGUUAUCUUUACGAUACUGACCAUGCAUUCCACGGCAUGCCCCAUCAACCAACUUUCCUGUCACAUGGCGAUUAAACCUUCACAGAUUUUUCUGACUGGUAUUGUGGUAUUCCUCGUGUUCCGACUUGCUACAUGUCGAAGCAAUGCUGAUGCACUUUUGACAUAUAUGCUAGACACACUGGGUCUAGUCUACAUCAUUGGUACACUCUCAGUACUCGUUGCGUUCGUAGACGACGAACGCCGAACACUUUAUCGAAAACUGCUCAUUGCUCUGCUGUACGUCGUAUGGGCUUCUGACACGGGUGCUUACAUUACUGGCAAGCUGUUGACGCUCGUCAACUAUCCUUAUUACAAUCCGCUUGCAGCGCAUUUAUCCAAGAACAAAGAUUAUGAAGGAACCGUUGGUGCAAUUGGAUUUGGAAUUGUUGCCAUGAUCGUAACAUCGGACGUGCUAGAUCUCCCUGGUUCGGUUAGCACAAACGUAGCUUUUGCUGUGGUCGCCAUCAUUAUUGGACGUCUUGGAGACCUCUUCGAGAGUUUAUUGAAACGUGCCGCAGGGGUAAAAGAUUCUGGCACGCUUAUUCCUGGUCACGGUGGAGUACUAGAUCGCAUUGAUGCUUUGAUGUUUGCAACGCUCGUGUUCUCACGCUACUAUGCAAUAGUUUACUGA